Molecule: messenger RNA, 1042 nt
Organism: Myripristis murdjan (pinecone soldierfish)
Lineage: Eukaryota; Metazoa; Chordata; Actinopteri; Holocentriformes; Holocentridae
Gene: rex1bd
Product: required for excision 1-B domain containing
Exons: 5
Coding region: 154-606 (150 amino acids)
Source: RefSeq, a predicted model, not a curated record
GUCAUUUCCGGGUGGGAGGAGCUAGACAGGUAGCUGAAUCAGGCACAGGAAGAAAACAACAAGCCGUAGCCGGGUCUUGUUGUUAAAAUAUGCUGCUGUCAUAAUUUAGCUUCUCUUUCGAAACUUUGCGGCAACAGCUCCCGGGAGACUACCAUGGUGCCUACAGACUUUAAAGCCUUGAUCCAGCGCUUUUAUGUGCUUCAGUCAGAGCGAGUAGAGACUUACAGGCUCUUUGAGGAAGGACACGAGGCCUACUUGAGGACAGGGCCCCAGUAUGACUUUGAGCACUACAGGCAGCUGGUCCAUGAGAUAACACAGGCCUUCUGCGGCAUCUCCAAAGAGGUGCUGGAGAUCAAGGAGCGGCUGCACCAGGACUUCGACAGGCCAGACCUCUCUGAGCACAUCGAAAAGCUGCAGAGCAAGGAGAAGCAGAAGCUCGAACUGACAGCCAAGCUGCAGCUGGCCAGGCAGCGGGCCCAGGAUCACCCGGAGGACGAAGGCUGUCAAGAGAAGAUUCAGGAGAUCAGGCAGGACAUCAUCAAGAACAAAGAGGCUCUGAGUGAGAUCAUGCAGGACUUUAAGUAUGACUCCGAGGAGUGUGAUUGACGUGUGAAUCCCAGGAGGUGAGCCGCCGCCCGCUCACAUCGUCAGAUAGGCACUGAUAGAUUGACUUCCUUCUGCUGCAACUUCCAUCCAGGACUCAUCAGCUGCACUUAUCGAUCCUCCUCUGGCUCCGCCCUGCUCGCUGCUGCAGUCUCUUGUUACCCAGGGGGCUUUUCAGAUGCAGGCUGCGUGUGUGUGUGUGUGUGUGUGCGCGCGCACGUACCUGUUUGUGUAUUUAUGUCUGUGUCCCUGUGUGUGUAUAAAUGCAUCCCUCAGCAAAAAGGAGACAGAAAAAAAAGAUAAAAGGGUGAGAAAAUCUGUAAAGUAUUUCUGUAAAUAAUGUAUCCAAAAAGGCUUGCUCGGGUCUUUUGUAUACUGAAUAAGUGCUGUGUAUUUAUUUUGUUUUAUUUUUAAAUAAUAAAGGCACAUUCCAAGACAA